Scheffersomyces stipitis CBS 6054 is the source of this 3955-nucleotide messenger RNA. RefSeq names its product protein phosphatase regulator (gene BUD14). The transcript has a single exon. Gene Ontology annotation, molecular function: protein binding. The record is from RefSeq and is a predicted model, not a curated record. The coding region runs from base 329 to 3805 and encodes 1158 amino acids. Gene Ontology annotation, cellular component: microtubule cytoskeleton; cell tip. Gene Ontology annotation, biological process: establishment or maintenance of actin cytoskeleton polarity. Lineage: Eukaryota; Fungi; Ascomycota; Pichiomycetes; Serinales; Debaryomycetaceae.
AACACAAAAAAUAUCUGUGCAAAUCAAGUUUAUUUUAGUGACGAUAGAAUCUGUCUGGGUUAUUUUUUUUUAGACAAAUCCGUUACUGUUGCUGGAGGUUGGUUUUCUCAUCACUUUCUUUCCCCAGCGCUAGCUAGAGCAUCUACACUCAGCCAGGAUCUUGGGCGACACCGCUUAGUUAUAGGAGAUUGCGAGAACAGACACCGCCACUGCCCACCAGAAACUUUUCACCGAUCUCCGCAUCUCGAACACAUACCACUCUAUUUUGUUUUCUUUAUUUUGUUUUCAUCCACUCAUUGGUACUUUCUGAAGUUGCAGUGUCCCUAGAAUGGCGUUAAGUCCUUAUCAUCACAUCAUCCAGGCAGCCACGGAACACCACGGCCGUUCUGACAACGAAGACUCCGACCACGAGACCUCCUUCAGCCGUAAAUCAAAUCAUAUGCCACUGCACAACAACAGUGAUCUCGAGAUCGGCAGCGACAACAACGACGAGAAUAUCAUGGAGUCGGGCAACGACAACGAGCUCGAGUACAAGAGCACUCUCCGCAGAAUGCAGCCGGUCAAAAGAUCACGAAAUGCUCUGUUGAACGACUCUAGAGAAUCGCAUACUGACAGUGAAGACUAUGACAAUCGCAGACUCCACGACAGAACAAACAACUUAUCCAUAGACAAUCUCGAAAAGGCUUCCUUUGAUAAACAGACUUCACUUGAAGAGAUCCAUAGUCCAGAACUUCAUGAAUUACGUAAACUGCGUUCGGCCAAUUCGUCUCCUAUUGCUACCGCGAAAGAUAUAAAUAGUACUGCUGAGCCUUCGCUUCACGACGAUUCUUCACUUGCAAACACAAACCGACUCAUCUCAGAUCUUGAGCGGAAGUUAUCGAUCAUGUCAACGUCGUCAUCGAACCACACUCAGCAAUCACAGGGCUCAUCGGUGAUAGUCAACAAGAGUUUGGCUGGUAUGGGUAAGGAGCUGAUCCAGUCUUCUGUUCUUCAGUACAUUAAAAGUGAAGAGGACAAGGCCAGAGACACACACAACAACAUAUUUAACCCCAACGAACUUUUCCAAGACCGUCAGCUGAAGUUCCUCACUAAGUUUGGCAAGCUGUACAACGACGAUAACCAACGCAAGAUGGUAAACCCGAAUCAUCAUCGUCUGGACGCUCAUCUAACUGGUGAACAUAUUCCAGAUGAAAAUGCAAGUGAUAAUGUUUCACCGGUUAUAACGCCGAAUCUAGCUGAAAGCAGUCUAGAUGCUGUAGAAGUAGACGAUCCCAUCGGCAUGGACACAGACUCUCUGAUCCAUAUAUCGAGAGAUGAUUCUCACAUUGCGGAACACUCUUUUGUUAAAGAAAAGGAAGACAUUCUUGAUCAAGAUGAAGACGAAGAUAUAAACGACGAAGAUGAUCACGAGGAACAUGCAAAUCACAGUGGAAUGUAUGGAAUCUUUUUUAACGACAAUUCAUAUGACGACGAUUUUGACCCUGACGACAAUGACGAUGACGAUAACUUUGAGCCAACCGAUGAGUUGUUGUUACCUCCUUCACCUCCGAGGUCUCCUCCACGAGAUUUAGAUCCGGACAAGUUAUAUGGAUUGUAUGAUUUUUCUGGGCCCGAUCCAUCUCAUUGUUCCUUGACUAGAGAUGAGCCAGUGUACUUGAUAAAUGAUCAGGACAACUACUGGUGGCUCAUCCGGAAGUUAAACAAAGAAGAACGUAAAAUGCAUGUCAAACUGAAAAGAAGAAUCAACCAGGGAGAAAUAGACGAGGAUUACGAUUCGUUGGAAGAUGAUUAUACAGACGAAGAAGAUGGCAAAAUAGGAUUUGUUCCAGCAGAAUGUCUUGAGACAUAUGGCGAGCGUUUGGCACGUUUGAAUUGCUUCAAAAAUGAGGAGUUGGAAAGAUCGUCCAAGGAUAGUUUGGUGGAUCAGCACUUAUUUGGAAAUACUGCCCAGCAGGGAGAAUCGCAAGUAUUCCAAUCUGAAGAUAAUCUUUUGCGCGACAACGACACCAGCAUAAUACUGAACAAAAGCGAAGGUCUCCUGAGAAGUUCCAGCUUGUUGAAGAGAUCAGGAUCUAAAAAGAACAACAAAUCUGUUACAUUUGAAAACUUGGCUGAUUUACAACUUCAUGAGGAAGAAGAAGAAGUCGAAGAACAGACCGACGAUACAGAUUUGAUCAGAAAACAACAGAAAAAGGCCGGGUUUGAGGCUAAUAGCAUGUACAAUAUUCCUCAAGAAGAUAUACGACAUUCUGACGGACAACAGGACCAAGAUGAAGAAAAGAGAUCGGAAGUUCUCAGUGAUGUAUAUCCGGUAGAGACACCAUUGAUUAUCAACAAGAAUGGCAAGAGUAACAAUAAGAAAAAGUUGGCACUUCUCCCCUCUACUUUAACACAAGAUACAGUGCUACCAUUAAACCCAAGCCAUUCCUUAGAACAGCCUCAUGAACCUGCUGGGUCUUUCAAGGGUUUUCUUUCAAAACCUCCGACUACUUCGAAUACAUUUGACCAAGCUUCCAUAGGAUCGUUCUCUCCUGAUACUCCUCCAAGUAGAUUCGUUAAAUCUUACACUCGUCCCAGCCACCUUCUUGACAGUCCCGGCGACGAGCUUGACGAAGUGUACAUGUCUCCUAAUCUGGGUAUGUUGAGAAGAUCGGAAAUUCUCGACAGAUUGACCAAAGUGACUUCAGACAUCGAAGAGCAGUUGGCCUUCAGUGACUUUGAAGCUGAUGGGAAUGAAGAAGGAUACGAGGAAGAUGCAAAUGUCACUAAGGAACACGAAAGCGAUAGGCUGAUCGUUGAUCUAUCGAGUCCGCAUAGUAUAAAAGAGAAGCAUAGAGGAGUUGUAAUAGUAGAUGAUGACGAUUACGAAGACGGAGACAUUCUUGAUGCUGAUGCUGAUGCUGAUGCUGAUGCUAAUGCUGAUGCUGAUGUUAGUGAUUUUACAAAAUCAGAGGAUUGUGAUAUCUCCAAAUCGGACAUAGAAAAAGAAAUCAAAGAGAUCCAUCCAUUACCAGUCGAGGAAACUAAAGAGGUACCAGAAUCACCAAAAGAUAUAUUACAAGAAAUACCCCAACAUACACCCCAAGAGAAAUCUGAAGAGGCAAAGGAACCAACAACGGAAAUAAAGCAAUCAGCAUCGGAGAUGAAUCAAGAGUUUGACGGUAGUACUUUAGAAAAGGGUAGUGAGGUCGGAGAAAUCAACCCUGAAGUUGUUGUUAUCUCUGAUGACUCUUCUCCAGAAUCUUCUUUGCCAGAGCCAGCAUCUUUGUCUACUCCAUCCAAAUCUGAUGAUAUAUCUGAUGAUAUCCCAAAUGAUAGUAUCAAUAUGGGUGCUAUAGAGGAGGCAGCUGGUACAACGCCUGUUUCAUUAUCAUCUAAGGAUUCAGCAGCUACAAUCACAGAUGUUCCCUCUGAGUCUUUGGAUCAUGUCAUCCACUCGUCGCCUAUAACCAAGCAGAUAGACAGUUCCUCUGAAGCACGUAGAAGUCCAGACAUUGGUAAAUCUGUUCAGAGUAUGAAUGUUCCGGAGCGUGACGAAGAAGAAGAAGAAGACGACGACGACGAUGACGAGUAUGAUGAUGACGAUGUGUUGAACGGUGGGUAUCCUGCUGACAUCACACCGUUGACAAGUAUGAACUCGUUGAACUACGGGCAGUCGUCCACUCCUACACCUUCGAAAUUGGUGCCACCUACAGAUGUCUCUGAUAAGAGAAAGUCGAGACCAGUACACGAUAUGUUCAUGCCAAUUUUGGGCAAAUUUGACGAGCUUGCCGAGAAGUUGGCAGAGCUUGACGGGAUGUUGUGAUCCUUGUAAUUAGUGAUGUUCGGUAAUAAUGUGUCAGGACUUUCCGAAGUAGAAGAGCAAUAGAAGAUAAUGAGUUUUGAUAUUAAGAAUAAUCAAAUAGUAUUUCAGUAAAUUAAUAUGUAACGGUAAGAAUAUACACUGCCGUAUCGG